Sycon ciliatum is the source of this 3088-nucleotide messenger RNA. Its product is annotated as BDNF/NT-3 growth factors receptor-like. Gene Ontology annotation, molecular function: ATP binding; transmembrane receptor protein tyrosine kinase activity. The coding region runs from base 390 to 2459 and encodes 689 amino acids. NCBI's taxonomy places the organism in Eukaryota, Metazoa, Porifera, Calcarea, Leucosolenida, Sycettidae. Gene Ontology annotation, cellular component: signaling receptor complex; plasma membrane. Gene Ontology annotation, biological process: cell surface receptor protein tyrosine kinase signaling pathway; protein phosphorylation; positive regulation of kinase activity. The transcript is spliced from 10 exons. The record is from RefSeq and is a predicted model, not a curated record.
GAUAUCUUCCUUCUAGUUCUCUGGCCCGGCGUUGAUCUCAUCCGAACAAACUAAACUUGCAUCUUUUCUUCGUCUGCAGUUCACUGCUGAAACUUACUUGUUACUUCAAUACCGUGAAAUAGAUUUGAGGGUGCGGUACAGGACUCAGCAGGAGGAGUAGUAGAGAUGAUUGCCAAGCCUGGAUACCACUGCAAGCUGGGGAAGAUGUGAUGGCAAUGACGAUGAGCCUGCGGCGUCUUUUUCAAUAACUUUUUUCAUCGGGUUCACUCCUACUGUUGUCACACGCAUGGCCAUUGGUUAGAGUCAGCUAGCUCUGGUUGUUUUCUUUCUGGACUGUGUGUGGCGGGUUUGGCUAGGCUAACUCAGCUGCCGGGCGUCACAACGGCGCCAUGUUCAAAUCGGUGAGCUCGCAUUCACAGCGUACUAUUAGAUCUGCAUCUCAGGACAGUGGCGUCAUGUCUGCUGAUCUCGAAUCACAAGCAGCUGGGCACAGUUGUGAAGCUGCUGCUAAUCCCAGUAAUUCCCGACCCCCUUCUCCAUCUCCUCGUCGACAAUGGCCAUGGAGUAUGAAUAGUUCGUCGGUGUCCAUCCCAGAUGAACACACCGCGACAGAUAACGAAUUUUUCGCAACGGUUGUACCCAACUCUCUCAUCAACUUGACGGCCGACGAAAAGGUUGGAUAUUUGGAGAAGUGCAAGAUUCAUAUGCUGACCCGCACUCGGAAGCAUGGCACCAAGUUCUACUUUCGUCUUACGCGUGCCUAUUUCCAGUUCCAUGACAACGAUAAAUCGAGUGUACCGAAGCGCUGCGAGGUGCGCUUAAAAAUCAGCCGAGUCACCAGCACCAAGGGCAGCGGGUUCGACGUGCACUUCCGCAACGGCAACACCUGGCACCUGGCCGCUGGUAACUUGAUUGAGAAGAUUGAGUGGAUGGAGGCACUUCUACCCGGCUCGUUUCCGGCUAAGGAUCGCGCCAGUGUUAUCUGUGCCGAUGGCAUCCCGGGACCCGCGGACCUGGAAUCUCGCGCCGAGGUGACGUCCAACACCUCGACGGACGUGGGCCGAGACGCGGACAAGGACAGCACAUCGGCGGCAUCCGCACAGACAUCUGGCAUCUCCACAUCCGGCAUCUCCACGUUCGGUGCAAUCGAGGAGCAGAAGAGCGACUUCUCUCUGGACUCCGACCCGGAGCUGCUCAACUCGAUUCUGGAUGAGGUGGACGCCAUGGCGCUGACGACGCACAAGUCGCCGCCGCCACCUCUGCCCCCUGAUGAUCGGUACGCGGUGCCUGCACCCGCGCUGAAAAAGCCGACCAUGCACGAGCCGCUCGGUGAUUACAUGAGAGCCGCUGAUGAGUCCGGUAUUGACUACAUGGACCCGAACUACGAAGAUCACGACCGCGCCGGCAUGGUGGGAGAUUCUCUAGUGGAACUCAAAGACUACGCGCUACCGCUGAGGAGGGAAACGUCAAUAUCGUCAGUAUCGUCAACCUCGUCUCCUUCCCCCUUGAUGCCCAAGGAUUCUAUAAAGUUUCUGCGGGUGGCACAGGAGAGGAAGGAGGUCCUACACACGCAACUGCGCAGCACGUCUAAACUUAUCGAGCCGGGGCAAGUGUUGAUGAAGCGUCUUAUUGGCAAAGGUGCGUUUGGGUCCGUUCACUUGGCCGAGUGGUCGUUCCGCGUCAGCUGUGCGCCGGUAGAGGUGGCGGUGAAAUGCCUGAAGGACGGCGCCGACGAGAAAGCCGAGAAGGAUUUCCUGGCCGAGGCGCGCAUCAUGGCCGAGUUUGAUCAUCCCAACAUCAUCCGCCUGUUUGGCGUGGUGGACGAUGGGGCGGCGCGCAUCGUCACCGAGUACAUGUCCAACGGCAACCUGAAGGACUUCCUGGAGCAGGUGCGCACCACCGACCCCAUGCUGCGCUCGCGUGGACAGCUCGUACAGUACAUUGUGGACAUCGCCGGCGGAUUGCAGUACCUGGCCACGGAGGGGUUCAUUCACAGGGACCUGGCAGCGAGGAAUGUCCUGGUGUCUGAGGACGAGCGCUGCAAGAUCACUGACUUUGGCCUCUCACGCAAGCUGGAAGAGGACACCUCAGAGUACAUGUCAACCGGCGGGCUAUUGCCGCUGAAAUGGACAGCGCCUGAGGCCGGUCUAGAGAAGUGCUUCACCACGUCGUCGGACGUCUGGAGUCUCGGCGUCACCAUGUGGGAGGUGAUGACCUACGGGAAGAAGCCCUACGCGUCGCUGUCCUUCCUCACCCUCUUCCCCGCGCUGCAGCGCGGUGUGCGACUGGGCAAGCCACGGGACUGCCCUGAUGAACUGUAUGAUCUGAUGAAGAGCUGCUGGGAGUGGGAGCGAGAGCAGCGUCCAACCUGCGAGACCAUCUGCGAGCAGCUCCGUGUCCUUCUGGAGCACGAGCAUCAGGACACGGAUGAUGAGGAUUCGCCGCAGAGCGCCAGUUGAAACCAUUACUUUGAGCGCACGUGCAUUGAAACACUUCUUUUGAGUGUCGGUCAGUGCAUUGAGGUGACUGUAUAGUAGUAGUGUUUGAGAGUUCAGCUGUAUUUCACUUCCGUAGUCCGUGUUUGAUACUACUAUUUCUUUCAUCACUCUGCGAAGUCUUGAAGAGUCCUUUUCGAAUUUUUUAUAAAUGCGGCGUACGUAUUUUUUUAUCAACUCCACGUACCCGGCAUGAUGGGCAAGUUGACUGCAGCAAGUAUUACUAGUACCACUCUAUUCAACCUUUUAAUUAUCCUGCCCUGAUGAUGGUCUGCCCUGAUGCGUUUACUUCUUUUUCUUUUUGUUCCGAUUCUCUCUUGCUCUACGCUAUUAUUUUCUAGGCUUGGUCAUCAGCAGGCCUGGUGUUACCAAUAUCCGUGCGCCUAACCCUCCCUCUUUUUACUACGCUCAUGGCACAUCCGUUUACUUCUUUUAACCUACAUGUAACAUUGCGCAAUCGCCGUAUUUGUUGACGGACACUAUGCCUUUAUUGUCGUCUCGUUUUAUUAUUUCUUUUAAACUCUUACUCCGGAUGUGUAUCUACGUUUUCGGACAAGACUACGAAAAUCGGUACCGUCGUACCUUUGAUCUCA